GGAAACAGCAGCCCUAAUGCUAGCGCCACCGCUGAUGCGGCUGCCAGGGGGGGAAAGUGUUGUGUACGUGCAGAUUGCUGAUGCUUCUCCCAUAAUGUUUUGUAGGAAGUUUCCAUGCUUCUUCGGCUUAGUACGUAGAAGGAGACCUGGAGACAACGCAGAAUGAUGAUGAUGAUGGUCUAGAUUUUUUUAAAUGAGAUAUUUGGAGAAUUUUCAGACUAGGUUUCCCAGUGCUUUGGAAGGAUUGAGUGUCAGAGUCCUUGAGCCAUCAAAAGAUUCUCUUGAGAGAAAAAUUCUCUUAAGGUUGAAAUCUGAGGGUUUGGGGGUGGAUACUGGCAGAUCCUAAGAUGUGGGAUCUCUGGAAAGCCCUGAAGUUUAUGCAUUUCACCAUGAUGAAGACAUCUGGGCCAAGAGUUGAUUCCAGAUGGAACUGUGAAGACCCACAACGAUGUGCCCGUGAAUAAUGAGUAGUACCUACUGUGGCAACUCUUCAGCUAAGAUGAGUGUCAACGAAGUAUCAGCUUUCUCAUUGACUCUGGAGCAAAAAACUGGCUUUGCUUUUGUUGGGAUUUUGUGUAUCUUCUUGGGACUGCUUAUUAUCAGAUGCUUCAAAAUCCUGCUAGACCCAUAUAGCAGCAUGCCUUCCUCUACAUGGGAAGAUGAAGUUGAAGAGUUUGAUAAAGGGACAUUUGAAUAUGCACUCGCGUGAGAGUUCCAGCUAUACAGUUUUUAUGGUUGCACCAUUGGGACACAUUCUGGAUACAUUUGUAAUUACCUUGCGUGUGUGUGGGAGAGGCUCAUUUUGUGUGGCGAACUCAAUAAACAUCUGUAACUGAUUUCUUCACCAUGCUGAGCAAAUGAUAAA
Messenger RNA from Callithrix jacchus (white-tufted-ear marmoset), 865 nucleotides. It is a transcript of the gene CTXN2, whose product is annotated as cortexin 2. The record is from RefSeq and is a predicted model, not a curated record. Lineage: Eukaryota; Metazoa; Chordata; Mammalia; Primates; Cebidae.